AUGGUCUUUGUAGCAGCAGGGUUUUUACACUACAAGUCAAGGAAAAAGAAAAGACGCCAAGCAGGGAAUUUUCAGAAAACAGAUUCACAUGCCCUUUCAGCAGAACAUAAUGACCAAACAGCCUCAUUGGUAACUGUAGAUAUACCUCCUAUGACGGAUACAGCUCGUGAUACAGAUAUCUACGCUGACAUAAGAUCCUCUCAAAUGAUGGAAUCUCAAAGCCAGGCUUUACCCAAAGGAAACAAUCUGUCUAUCCAAACGGAGGAAGAAUUAAUGGAUUUAACCAUAGGGUAUGAUGGAGACUACAGAAAUAUCUUAGCUUCACAUUCUUGUGGAAGAAGCAAAGAAGAUGAUAUUUUAAAGGCCGAUAAGCAGGAAAAUGAUUAUGGUAUUUUUGAAGAAAGUUGUCAGUACAGUGUGUUGUCCUUAAGAAGAAACUUCGAUCCUUCUGAAAUGGAAUGUUAUGCCGUGAAACAAUCACUUCGGCGUCAGCUUUCCCACAACAACGACGAUCCAUACUGUUUGACAAAUGUUUGGAUUUCUGAAGAUCACCGUAGUCUGGAUGACUGUGAUUCAGACUCUGAUGCCAGUUUAUCCUCCAAGCACUCCGAGGAUGCUUCUCAGAAAAGUAACAGACCCCAAACACAGGAUGAAACUCAGUCGUUCAAUUAACUGUUUUCGUCGUUUAUUGAAUGUCCCUUCAAAAUUUUUUCCACUAAAAUGGUGAGACCACCCUUGUCGGUGGAGAGCUGCAGAUACCAUUAACUUGAAUACUGACUGAAAUAUUUAAUAAAAAUUGUUAGACCAUCAUUUAAACACUGCAUUGUCUAAAGAUAUUUUUGCAUAUCAGUUUAUUACAAUAUGGAUUAAGAU
Messenger RNA from Saccostrea cuccullata (small rock oyster), 873 nucleotides. RefSeq lists its product as uncharacterized. Bases 1 to 672 code for a protein of 223 amino acids. The record is from RefSeq and is a predicted model, not a curated record. Lineage: Eukaryota; Metazoa; Mollusca; Bivalvia; Ostreida; Ostreidae. The transcript has 3 exons.